Messenger RNA from Prorocentrum cordatum, 870 nucleotides. NCBI's taxonomy places the organism in Eukaryota, Dinophyceae, Prorocentrales, Prorocentraceae. The record is from the annotation of a GenBank genome assembly.
AUGAUGCUUGCGUUGGGUCUGAGCUUAAUGCUGACUGAUUGUUGGGAGGACCAGGGCAGUGACAAGUUUGAUCUCAGCGACAGGCAGAAACUCUGCGAGAACUCCGGCACUUUCACCAAGUCACGUUUGAUUAUCACAGAGAUGUUGCAGGGCAACUUGUACAGCAUCACCCCACUUCUCACUCGUUCCAUAGAUUUGCUCGUGAUAUUCUGUGCUUACCAUCAGCUCUUAUUUGGGUUUGCAGUGAUCGAAGUCAUCCUUAGUGUUUUCCUCAACGAAACGUUCAAAGCCGCGGCUCUCGACGUCGAACGAGACAAUAGUGGGCUUGCGGAUCUCGACGAAUUCAAGAAGGUGUUAGACAACGAGCAGGUGGUGAAAUGGUUGAGCAACAUGGGGCUCGACGUUGUAGAUAUUGACAAGGUGUUCGUUAUGUUGGACGCGGACGGUGACGGGCAGAUUUCUUGUCAGGAGUUGGUGGAUGGAGCGUCCAUGUUGAAGAAGCCGUCGAGGGUGGUGGACCUUGCUGCAUUGCAUAAGAUGCUCGAAGACGUGCACGGCCACGUCACUGCGAAACAACGGUCCGCCGACGGCACGCUCUGCGCGGAGCUGGGCGCGGCCCUCGAGCGUGGCUGCGCCGACGCGUGUUGGAUCGCCCCCCUGACGACCGACGAGCAGGCGCACGAGGAGACCCGGCUGUUGCUAGACCUCGUCAUAUCCGCGAACGCACCCAGGCAGUGGAUGCACCGGCUGCCUCUCCUCGGCCGCGCCCUGGACGCGUCGCUGGGCUCGCGCCACCCGCGCGCGGCCUCGCAGGUCGCCCUGCCCUGCCUGCUCCUGGCACUGCGAGCCGCCCGCGCCCUCCCGGGCGAG